Molecule: messenger RNA, 1791 nt
Organism: Solanum tuberosum (potato)
Lineage: Eukaryota; Viridiplantae; Streptophyta; Magnoliopsida; Solanales; Solanaceae
Product: pentatricopeptide repeat-containing protein At4g33170-like
Exons: 1
Coding region: 1-1791 (596 amino acids)
Biological process (GO): RNA modification
Molecular function (GO): protein binding; RNA binding
Source: RefSeq, a predicted model, not a curated record
AUGCUUCCUUCAAAACUCAAAAAGUUCAAAGCUUUACAUGAAAUACUAACUGGUAUUCAUAAUGAGACAUCUUUUUCUAAAUUUACAACAAAGAAAAACUACAGAGCAUCAGUCAUAUGGGACAAGAACCAAGAGGAGGAGGAGGGUGAAUAUUUGAAUGUUCUGCGUCAAUGUGUGGCGACAUCAAGAUUGGAUAACGCCAAAGCCAUUCACGCGAAACUGCUGAAAAACCCAGGCGGCAGGUCUUCGCUAUACUUACACAACCAUCUUCUAAAUGCUUAUGUGAAAUGUGGUGACACUGCGAAAGGACUCAAACUGUUUGAUGAAAUGACUGACAGAAAUGUGGUGUCUUGGACUGCCCUCAUUGCUGGAUUUGUGCAAAAGGGUUUCCCUGUUGAAGCUUUCUCUCUGUUUACUCGUAUGCACCGGAGUGGGACGAAGCCUAAUGAGUUCACUUUCGUGAGUGCCCUUCACGCUUGCUCGUUUGAGGAUAGAUUAAGCUUGACUAAUGCAUACCAAGUAUAUGGACUAAUUACAAGACUUGGAUUCGAGUCUAAUGUUUAUUUAAUGAAUGCUUUUUUGACGACUUUGAUAAGGCACGGUAGAUUAGAUGAAGCAUUAAUGGUUUUUGAGUGGUGUUCCAAUAAAGAUAUUGUUACUUGGAAUGCAAUGCUAGGUGGUUGCAUGCAAUUUUGUUGCUCAGAGGUACCAAGGCUUUGGUACAGGAUGAUCCACGAAGGAGUUGUACCAGAUAACUUCAGUUUUGCUAGUGUUCUUACUGGGUUAGCAGAGCUUUUUGUUCUUGAUUUGGGUGUGCAAGUACAUUCCCAGCUUGUUAAGUCUGGUCAUGGAAGUGAGAUGUGUGUAGGGAACUCUUUGGUGGAUAUGUAUUUGAAAAAUCGAAGUUUGGGUGAGGGUUUCAAAGCAUUCGAAGAGAUCUGUUUUAAAGACAUUUGUUCCUGGACGCAAAUGGCAGCAGGGUGUUUGAAUUGUGACGAGCCAAUUGAAGCUCUCAGGGUCAUUGGAGAAAUGAGGAGGGCAGGAGUAAUGCCUAAUAAGUUUACUCUAGCAACAGCUUUUAGUGCAUGUGCCAAUACAGUUUCUUUCAAAGAAGGGGAGAAAGUUCAUGGCUUGAGGAUCAAACUCGGGGAUGACAUUGAUGUCUGUGUAGAUAAUGCAUUGCUCGACAUGUACGCCAAAUGUGGUAGCAUGGAUGGGGCAUUCAUGGUUUUUCAGUCAAUGGAUGAACACACUACUGUUUCAUGGACCACUAUGAUUAUGGGCUAUGCGCAAAACGGAUAUCCCAAAAAAGCUCUUGAAAUUUUCCAUCAGAUGAGGGAGGAAGGGGCAGAGCCUAACUACAUUACCUUCAUAUGUGUACUUUAUGCUUGCAGCCAAGGAGGACUUAUCGACGAGGGAUGGAAGUAUUUCACAUCAAUGAGUGAUGACUAUGGGAUUCUCCCCGGAGAAGAUCACUAUGCUUGUAUGGUGAAUCUCCUUGGACGUGUUGGACGUGUUAGAGAAGCUGAGGAACUAAUCUUGAGUAUGCCCUUUCAACCAGGUUUGCUGGUCUGGCAAACGUUGCUUGGGGCAUCCCGACUUCAUGGGGAUAUGGAAACUGCAGAACGAGCAGCAGAACGAGCAUUACAAGUUGACAAAGUUGAUCCUUCAAUCUAUGUGUUAUUGUCCAAUACAUUUGCUGGUUUGCAAAACUGGGAUGGAGUUGGAACUGUGAGGGAAUUGAUGCAAAGCAGGGAUGUCAAGAAAGUCCCUGGCUCCAGUUGGUUUUAA